Molecule: messenger RNA, 3818 nt
Organism: Magnolia sinica
Lineage: Eukaryota; Viridiplantae; Streptophyta; Magnoliopsida; Magnoliales; Magnoliaceae
Product: protein RRC1-like
Exons: 18
Coding region: 177-3137 (986 amino acids)
Biological process (GO): RNA processing
Cellular component (GO): nucleus
Molecular function (GO): RNA binding
Source: RefSeq, a predicted model, not a curated record
UUUCUCAAAUCGAUCAUACUCACAUGUAAAACACCUCUCUCUCUCUCUCUCUCUCUCUCUCUACCCCGCGCGUCUGUUGUCUCUGUCUCUCCGAACCCCGUCCGUCCGUUCUCUCUCCAUCUUCUUUCUCGUCUACAGGAUCCCCAGAUUCGCAGACUCGGCAUUUUGAUGAAAAAAUGAACUCGUUCUCGGUCACAAGAAAGAAAACUCCUUUUCAGAAACACAGAGAGGAGGAAGAGGCCAAGAAAAAGAGAGCGGAGGAUGAAACUGCUCGCUUGUAUGCGGAAUUUGUCGAAUCUUUUCAAGGGGAUAAUACUCCUGGGUCAAAGGCUUUUGUUAGAGGAGGAACGAUCAAUCCCAAUGAACGGCCAAAGACUGAUACUGAAGGUGGAAAUUCCAAAGAUGGUGUAUCUGUUCCAAAGAAGGGGAGUAGGUAUGUGCCGUCCUUCAUACCUCCUCCUUUGGCAACUAAAGGGAAAGAAUCUGAGAAGAAGAAAGAGGAGGAAAAACCGAAGGAGAAAGAGAAGGGAAAAUCGCGGAAUAUUGAUCAUUUUAUGGAGGAGCUGAAGCUUGAGCAAGAGCUGAGGGAGAAACGUAACCAAGAGCGUGAACAGUGGCGUGAGGGGCGCCACAGUGAAAGUUCUGCUCCACCUAGCCGCUUUGAUGAGCUGCCAGAUGAUUUUGAUCCGAGUGGAAAACUUCCUGGAUCAUUUGAUGAUGGGGAUCCACAGACGACAAAUCUGUAUGUUGGGAAUCUCUCGCCACAGGUGGAUGAGAAUUUUCUUUUGAGGACUUUUGGUCGGUUCGGGCCUAUUGCUAGCGUGAAGAUAAUGUGGCCUCGAACAGAAGAGGAGCGGAGGCGGCAAAGAAACUGUGGCUUUGUUGCUUUUAUGAAUAGAGCAGAUGGACAGGCUGCAAAAGAUGAAAUGCAAGGGGUGGUUGUCUAUGAAUAUGAGUUGAAGAUUGGAUGGGGAAAGUCUGUCUCUCUACCAUCUCAGGCUCUGCCUGCACCUCCACCAGGACAUAUGGCGAUCAGAAGUAAGGAGGGAGGCACUGUUAUCUUGUCUGGCCCUGAUGGUCCACCAGUUACUUCUGUGCCAAACCAGAACUCUGAGCUGGUGCUCACUCCAAAUGUUCCUGAUAUACUGGUUGUUCCACCCGAAGACGAUCACCUUCGCCAUGUGAUCGAUACAAUGGCUCUGCAUGUCCUUGAUGGUGGGUGUGCUUUUGAACAAGCGAUAAUGGAGAGAGGUCGUGGGAAUGCACUUUUUACCUUCUUAUUUGAGCUUGGAUCUAAGGAGCACACAUACUAUGUGUGGAGGCUUUACUCCUUUGCUCAGGGUGAUACCCUUCAGAGAUGGCGAACAGAACCUUUUAUAAUGAUAACGGGAAGUGGGAGGUGGAUGCCGCCCUCUCUGCCGGCUAUCAGGAGUCCAGAGCAUGAGAAAGAAUCUAGUACCACAUUUGCUGCCGGAAGAAGCAGGCGUGUGGAAUUGGAACGCACACUGACGGAUCCACAGAGAGAUGAAUUUGAGGAUAUGUUGAGGGCUUUGACUUUGGAGAGGAGCCAGAUAAAAGAAGCUAUGGGAUUUGCCUUAGAUAAUGCUGAUGCUGCUGGUGAGGUAGUUGAGGUUCUUACUGAAUCUUUAACACUUAAAGAAACACCAAUACCGACUAAAGUUGCAAGGCUUAUGCUGGUAUCUGACAUCCUUCACAACAGCAGUGCUCCUGUAAAGAAUGCAUCAGCAUACCGUACGAAAUUUGAAGCAACCCUACCUGACAUAAUGGAGAGUUUCAAUGACUUGUAUCGGAGCAUCACGGGGAGGAUCACCGCGGAGGCCCUAAAGGAACGAGUUAUGAAGGUUCUCCAAGUCUGGUCAGACUGGUUCCUCUUUUCAGAUGCAUAUGUGAAUGGACUGCGGGCAACUUUUCUUCGAUCGGGUAACUCAGGCGUUAUCCCUUUUCAUUCUAUAUGUGGUGAUGCACCUGAAAUUGAGAAUAAACCCACUUCUGAAGAUAUGGCUGAAGGAGGUAAGCUUGACCAAGAUGCUGCAUUGGCGAUGGGGAAGGGAGCAGCUAUGAGGGAGCUGUUAAAUCUUCCCCUUGGCGAGCUGGAAAGGCGCUGCAGACACAAUGGGCUGUCGCUUUGCGGAGGGAGAGAGAUGAUGGUUGCUAGAUUGCUUAAUCUGGAGGAGGCAGAAAGGCAGAGGGGCUAUGAGCGAGAUGAUGAUAUGAGGCUUGGACAAAGCCAUUCCAAUUCAAGUAAAUAUUCAAGGGAUGAGAAUGUCAGUCGUAGAGAGACCAAUCUUGGGAUGGAGCCACUAGCAUCAUCAGGAUGGAACCGAUAUGGGGAUGAAGUGCUGGAAUCACAUGGCAAAGGUUCAGCUGCACCCUUAGGUUCAACUCUGACAAUUCCACAGCCUGAGCUAAAAGCAUUUACGAAGAACAAAGGAAAAUCUGAGCCUGUUUUGCCAGUUUCGAAGUGGGCCCGGGAGGAUGAUGCCAGUGACGAUGAGGAUAGGAAAGGUGCUCGGGGUUUGGGUUUAAGCUACUCGUCUUCUGGAAGUGAAAAUGCCAAUGAUGGUCCCUUUAAGGCUGAUGAGCAAGAAGUGACCACUGAUUCUAGCAUUCCUACUCACCCCGACAGCGGCAUGAAUGAAGAACAGAGACAAAAGUUAAGGCGUCUAGAGGUUGCUGUGAUGGAAUACCGUGAAUCUCUUGAAGAGAGAGGCAUCAGGAGUUCGGAGGAAAUUGAGAAGAAAGUUGCGAUGCACCGGAGGCGGCUACAGUCUGAGUAUGGUUUAUUAGAUUCUAAUGAAGAUGUUUCAGGGAACAGCAAGCACACUGCUCAGAGGACAUCUCUAGAGAGGAAGGAGAGACAUGACGAAGGCCGUGAUUCUUCAAGGAAGCGGCAUCGCAGCCGAAGCCGCAGCCCGCAGCGCAAGUCCCGUGACAGGGAAAGGGAAAAUGAAGGAGACAAGGAUCGGGAUAAACACCGUGACAGAGACAGAGGCCAUGACCCAGAAAGUGAAAAGGGGAGAAGGGAGCGUGAGAAGAGCGGGAGUAGAGAGAGGGAUGACCCUGAUAGGGACAAGGCCAGAGAUAGGGACAGAGACAGGAGGAGAAAGGUGAAAUGAUGCAGAGAUGCUUUGGAUAUGUGGUGUGUUUCAGAUGUUCUCGAUGAAAAUCGUGCCAAGGAGUGGGUCAGUUAGGCAAUGGCUGUCAUCACACAGCUCUGGUUUGGUGUUGUUUGGGUGAUAAUUUGCGGAUGAAAAGCAAACCUUAGUGGGUGUUUAGGUUGCGUUUGGAUGUGCUAUUGAGUUGAAUUGCUAUAUACUCAGAAUUCAUAUUGAGACACUAGGCUUCAAAUUGCAUUGUUACCUUCGGGUUUCAACUCAGAAGGAACACAAAAUGCAAUUCUGUGGUUACUUUCACAUUAUGAGGACGAAGGUAAACUACAAUUUGGUUGUUUCCUCUCAGCUGAACUAAUUAUUGCAAUUCAAUGAAUUGUGCACCCAAACGCAGCUUUGAACAAACAAUUCUGUGUUCAAGACGAGCAUACCCAUGGAGAGUUUUGCUUUCCUGGGCCUUGAGGAAGUCUGUAUCCACUCCAAAAUCUGGUGAAAAUCUGUAAGUGAACCUCUUGUUUCAAUCCUUUUCAUUGUUCUCAAAUUGUAUUGCAGCUACAAGUUUUGUGAUCAACCUUUCAAUUACUAUUCCAUGGUUAGGGAUUGAAAAAAAGGAGGCUUGUUGUGGCUGCUGCAGAAUCUUGAUUAGAGUUGCAUUAUCGAGAUCUGUUGAUUGUUAUUUUGUGGUUA